AGAAAAAAAGAAAAAGCUGAAUUUUUCCAGUAAAUGCUCACUUUUUCUGAUUAAACUGUUUUCUACUCCCAAAUCAGUAUUCCUCAGUAACUUAUGAAGCUCCUGGAAUGUGGCUAGUAGGAAAAGCCCACAUGAGUUGGGGGGCAUCUCUUGUUUUCAUUGGCAAGUCUCCCUAAUGAUCAGGUUACACUUUGAGCUCUCUGCAUGGAAAAUGACGAGAAACUCUUUAAAUGAAAGCUUAGGUCUCCAGCCAUCCUUGGCUGGAGUGUAUUAAGCUCAAUGGAGCAUAUAUUCCAUAGUGUAGUUGCAAAAUAAAAGAUAUAUUACAUAACUAUAUUUUGAUCCUUGGUACUAGAUCUCUGCUGGGAGAGUCAGUGAACAAAAUUUUAUUUCUCCUUGACCUUCUGUGUUUGUUACAAGAUGGUAAAAAAGUUAGAAGAUUUUUUGAACUCUCAUAAACCUCUCUUUUUGGGGUACUGCAAGUCAGGAAUUCAUUAUCCAGGUAACAUCAAGUUUUGCAAACAGCUUCAUUUCAGACAGACAUAGCCCACCAAUAUGAGUUCAAUAUCACACGGGGGCGGGGGAGGGAUAGAGGUAGAGUGGGUCUUUGCUUUGAGAUGAGAGGUGAGCACAAAAAUAAAUUUUAUAAUGUAAUUCUGCAGUAAUUUUAAUUAUGGAUAACUUCCAUAGGUUCAGUGCUAAUCAGGGGUGCUGGAACAAUUUGUAUGUUGGGGGUGCUGAGAGCCACUGAACCAAACUGUAAACCCUAUAUAUAAUGAAAACCAUUUCAAGACAGGGGGUGCGGCAGCACCCCCAUAACACCUAGUUCCAGCACCUAUGGUGCUCAUUAUGGGGUAAUCUGAUGACAAACUGAGGGGAUGAGACAAUAUUCAGCACAGCCAUCUCUUGACCUCUAAAGAGGACCUGUGGUUUUGUAACACUGGUAAACAGUGAUAUGCUAAACAUAUUUCAAAAUGAACUUCUAGAAAAAUCCAGGCAUCCCUUUAAAUAUGUAAUAAAUCACAUACCAUGGGUAUGCAUGCUUGCAUAGAGAAGUAGAGGAUUAGAAAAUAUGUUUUCCCACUUAAAAAAGAGCCCCAGCAAUACCUGAAGAUGAGCUCAUGUUACAGGCACUUGCUAGAUGUAAUCACACUUUGUGUAAUAUACCAAUAUACUUCUUAAGAGAAAAACAAAACAAACACAAGUUGAAACCGGACUUAGAGACUUGGUGGAGCUCCUGAAGCAUCCCUCUAUGCAUAUUUCUAGAUCCGGGGUGGGAAAACUACUGGAUCUGGCCCACAGGAUUGCCGGAGGGGUGGGGGGGCAGAGGGCUCUGCAUGCUGCCCUCACCUGCAGGCACCACCCUCUGCAGCUCCCAUUGGCUGGGAACGGGGAACCGCGGCCAAUGGGGGCUUCGGGGGAGGUACCCACAGAUGAGGGCAGCGCAUGGAGCCCUCUGCUCCCUUCCCUCAGGGGCCACAGAGACAUAGUGCCGGCCGCUUCCGGGAGCAUCCCGGGGCCAGGGCAGGCAGGUAGGGAGCCUGCCCUGGCCCCGGUGCGCGCUGCUGCCGCCCUGGAGCUGCUCCAGGUAAGUGGUGCUGGGUCGGAGUCCACACCCUGAAUGCCUCCUGCACCCCAACUCCCUGCCGCAUUCCACAUCCCUCCUGCACCCCAACACCCUGCCCUGAGCCCCCGCCACAUCCUGCACCCCAACAUCCUGCUGAGCCCCCUCCCACACCCGAACACCCUUCCCUGAGCUCCUCGUAAACCCCCGCCCCCUCCCACACCCCACACUCACUCCCGCACCUGAACCCUACAUUCAUGACCCUGCAUGCAAUUUCCCCACCCAGAUGUGGCCCUCAGGCCAAGAAGUUUGCCCACCCCCUGCUCUAGAUUGACAUAGCUUAGCAAGUGGUUUUGAACCACCAGGGUAUUUGUCAAAAAGGAGGUUCCUCUGAAACUAGGGCCUGGUCUACACUACGACUUUAAUUCGGAUUUAUCAGCUUUAAUUCGAAUUUACCCUGUAACCGUCCACACAACGACGCUAUUUAUUUCGAUGUAAAGGGCCCUUUAAAUCGAUUUCUGUACUCCACCCCGACGAGCGGAGUAGCGCCAAAAUCGAUUUUAACAUUUCGAAUUAGGGAUAGUGUGGCCGCAAUUCGAUGGUAUUGGCCUCCAGGAGCUAUCCCACAGUGCAUCAUUGUGACCGCUCUGGACAGCAAUCUAAACUUGGAUGCACUGGCCAGGUAGACAGGAAAAGCCCCGCGAACAUUUGAAUUUCAUUUCCUGUUUGCCCAGCGUGGAGAGCACAGGUGACCACAGAUAGCUCAUCAGCACAGGUAACCAUGCAGGCUGAUAAUUGAAAAAGAGCACCAGCAUGGACCGUGAGGGAGGUACUGGAUCUGAUCGCUGUAUGGGGAGAGGAUUCAGUGCUUGCAGAACUUCGUUCUAAAAGACGAAAUGCCAAAACUUUUGAAAAAAUCUCCAAGGGCAUGAUGGAGAGAGGCCACAAUAGGGACUCUGAGCAGUGCCGCGUGAAAGUCAAGGAGCUCAGACAAGCGUAUCAAAAAACUAAGGAGGCAAACGGUCGCUCCGGGUCAGAGCCGCGGACAUGCCGCUUCUACGCCGAGCUGCAUGCAAUUCUAGGGGGGGCUGCCACCACUACCCCACCUGUGAUCGUGGAUUCUGGGUCGGGGAUAGUCUCAUCAGCGACGCCUGAGGAUUCUGCCGAUGGGGGAGAGGAGGAGGAGGAGGAUGAGGAUGAGCUUGCAGAGAGCACACAGCACUCCGUUCUCCCCAACAGCCAGGAUCUUUUUCUCACCCUGACUGAAGUACCCUCCCAAGCCAGUACCCAAGACUCUGACCCCAUGGAAGGGACCUCAGCAGCUGCAAAUUCCUCAAGCCUCCCUCCUCCAUCCCGAAGGUUAUCACAGAUAAGGCGUCGUAAGAAGAGAAUGCGAGACGAGAUGUUUUCUGAAAUUAUGGAAUCCAGCCGCAGUGACAGAGCUCAUCUGAAUGAGUGGAAGGAAACAGUUUCAAAGUAUAGGAAAGAAGCCAGUGAACGUGAGGACAGGAGGGACCAACGUGAGGACAGGAGGGACCAACGUGAGGACAGGAGGGACGCUCGAGAUGAGAGGUGGCGGCAGGAAGACCAGAGGAGGCAGGAUGCAACGCUGGGGCUGCUGCGUGAGCAAACAGACAUGCUCCGGCGUCUGGUGGAGCUUCAGGAACGGCUGCUGGAAAACAGACUGCCGCUUCAGCUCCUGUUCCCCCGUCCCCCCUCCCCAUGUUCCGUAUCCUCCUCACCCAGACGUGUAAGAACACGGGGGGGGGGAGGCUCCGUACACCUUCCCAUUCCACCCCAGUAGACAGCCCAAGCAAAAGGCUGUCAUUUUUUUAACCUUUUCUUUGUGGCUUUUUCCUUCCCAGCAAUCCUCCUCCCAAA
Messenger RNA from Malaclemys terrapin pileata, 3445 nucleotides. RefSeq names its product SRRM2 protein homolog rsr-2-like. Bases 2493 to 3368 code for a protein of 291 amino acids. NCBI's taxonomy places the organism in Eukaryota, Metazoa, Chordata, Testudines, Emydidae. The record is from RefSeq and is a predicted model, not a curated record. The transcript has 2 exons.